This is a messenger RNA of Miscanthus lutarioriparius, 1008 nucleotides long. The record is from the annotation of a GenBank genome assembly. NCBI's taxonomy places the organism in Eukaryota, Viridiplantae, Streptophyta, Magnoliopsida, Poales, Poaceae.
AUGGCGCCAGGAAGCAAGGCGGAGAGGAAAGCAGCACUAGAUGCUGGAGCAUGGAUGUUCAAUGUUGUCACAUCUGUUGGUGUCAUCAUGGUCAACAAAGCCUUAAUGGCGACGCAUGGGUUUAGUUUUGCUACAACAUUGACUGGACUUCAUUUUGCAAUGACGACCUUGAUGACAUUAGUAAUGAAAUGGCUGGGAUAUAUUCAGCCAUCCUAUUUACCAUUACCAGAACUAGUAAAAUUUGCCUUUUUUGCGAACCUAUCAAUCGUUGGAAUGAAUGUAAGUUUGAUGUGGAACUCUGUUGGAUUCUAUCAGAUUGCAAAGUUGUGUAUCAUUCCAGUCUUAUGCAUUCUGGAAAUCAUAUUCGACAAAGUUCGUUACUCAAGAGAUACAAAGCUCAGUAUAGUGCUUGUCCUGGUAGGUGUUGCUGUAUGUACAGUGACUGACGUUAGUGUGGAUUCUCAAGGGUUAUUAGCUGCGGUAAUAGCUGUUUGGAGCACAGCACUACAACAGCAUUAUGUUCACCACCUUCAAUGGAAGUACUCGCUUGGCUCAUUCAACCUCUUAGGCCAUACUGCUCCAGCCCAGGCAGCAUCAUUGUUAGUAUUGGGGCCUUUUGUGGACUUCUGGCUGACAAAUAAAAGAGUUGACGCUUUUAACUACACAUCAAUAGUUACGUUCUUUAUUGUGUUGUCGUGCAUAAUUGCUGUUGGGACCAACCUAAGCCAAUUCAUAUGCAUCGGAAGAUUCACGGCCGUCUCAUUCCAAGUUCUAGGCCACAUGAAGACGGUUCUUGUGUUGACGUUGGGGUUCCUUUUCUUUGGGAAAGAGGGACUCAAUUUCCAUGUAGCCCUUGGCAUGCUUCUGGCUGUGAUCGGCAUGAUCUGGUAUGGGAACGCAUCGUCGAAACCUGGAGGCAAAGAGCGCCAGGUUUACUCCACACCAAGUGAGAAAACUCAGAAGCAUGGGGUACUGUCAUCGCAAUCCGAGCUUGAUCAGAAGGUCUGA